This is a messenger RNA of Panicum virgatum (switchgrass), 1105 nucleotides long. RefSeq names its product heavy metal-associated isoprenylated plant protein 39-like. The transcript has 3 exons. The coding region runs from base 284 to 661 and encodes 125 amino acids. The record is from RefSeq and is a predicted model, not a curated record. Lineage: Eukaryota; Viridiplantae; Streptophyta; Magnoliopsida; Poales; Poaceae. Gene Ontology annotation, molecular function: metal ion binding.
UUCCAGCUCCCUUGCCGCCCCGCAUUGAACUCGCCCCCGGUUCGUUCCGGCGCUUGCCCAUCGGACUCACCGCCGAGACAGAGCCCCACGCCAUCCCCAGACCCCCAGCUUCUCUCUCAGCGCCCUCCGCUUGUCGCGUUGCGGACUCGGCACACGCCGGCCCGCCCAGGCCCGGAUAUAGAGCGAACAGAGCCUCUGAGACAACCGGCCAGAUCGACAUCCAAGCGGUUGCUUGGUUCGGCAAGGGAGAAGGAUCAGUCCCCAGUUGGUUUUGUAGCCGGCCAUGGCUGCCAAGAAGGUGGUGCUGAAGCUGGACCUGCACGACAACAAGGAUAAGCAGAAAGUGCUCAAAGCGGUCUCCACUCUCCACGGUAUUGACUCGAUCUCCGCGGACAUGAAGGACUCUAAGCUGACGGUGAUCGGGCUCGUCGACCCCGUCGACGUCGUGGCCAAGCUGCGCAAGGUCGGGGCCGCCCACAUCCUCUCCGUCGGCCCGGCCAAGGAGGAGAAGAAGGACGGCAAGAAGGACGGCGACAAGAAGGACGGCGAUAAGAAGGCCGUGGUGUACCCGCCGCCGUGGUACGCCGCGCAGUACCCCUACUACCCCCACUACGGCGUCCGCAGCGCCGAGGAGGACCCCAACUCCUGCGUCAUCUGCUGAUGGCGACGCCGACGCCGAUCCCCGGCCCGGCCGGUUUUUGUAAAUUCCUAGUUGGCCUGCCUGCCUACCUCGAGCUCCAGCGUCAGUGAUCGCCGGGCGGGACCGGGGUGCGGUGGUUGGCCGCUGUGCUCUGCUCUACCCCUGGGUUGGUUGGCCCGUCCGCAGGUCGUUAUAUUAUGAUGAUGACGAUGGCCGGAGCAAUUACGCAGGCGAUCCAGGAGUAGUUGGUGUGAUUUCAGGCUGCAGCGCCAUUGCCGAUGAUCAGCGAGUUGUGUAGUGUUCAUAUCAUUAAUCAUAGCAUAUUGUAUCUGGGUUUUGUCCUUGCUAUUUGGGUUUGAGGCAUGAAACUAUAAACAUAUACAAAGGUUAACUGAACAUACACUAAAUUCCAUCUGUUCUGAUGUAUGAAGUCGAGUAAAUAAAGGAGCUGAACUGUUUGUUGGA